This is a messenger RNA of Lingula anatina, 1178 nucleotides long. RefSeq lists its product as uncharacterized. Lineage: Eukaryota; Metazoa; Brachiopoda; Lingulata; Lingulida; Lingulidae. The record is from RefSeq and is a predicted model, not a curated record. Gene Ontology annotation, molecular function: protein binding.
AUAUACAAAAAGGCAUAGAUUAUUAUGAGAAGGCGAGGUUAAUUCUUUCCGUAAAGGGUACUCCUGUAGACAUGGCCUCUCUGUAUCAGCAUCUGGGUUGGAAUUACUACAAGACUGGCGAACUGAAUGAGUCACAACGGUAUCUUCAGAAGGCAUACAAACUAGAAGAGGAGGGGGGUAUGCACACAAACGUUGUUAUGUGCCAAACCUUUUCGACCUUGGGGCUUGUCUUGACAGGGAUGGGAAAGUUUGAGGAGGCCAUACGCUAUUUUAUGCACUCCUUUGAGCUACGGGUGUCCAACUUUGGAGAACACCCUUCCCUCGGGAGUAUCUACAACAAUAUGGGAAUGACGUAUCUUGAGCAGGGAGAUGAUGACCGAGCGCUGAAGAAUUUUGAACUUGGUCUGAAAUACAAACGAAAGUUUAUGAAACAACCCAAUUUAGCCGUGGUUGACUCUUUAAGCAAUACAGCAAUGCUCUACGUCAAAAAGGGGAAUACUGAGAGAGCUAUGCCUAUGCUGCAGGAGGCGUUAGCUAUGUGUCAGAAAAUUGGGAAGACGACAGAUAUUGCUCUCAUUUAUGAUGAUUUUGGACUUGUUUGUAUGAAGAAAAAGGAGUUUCCUGAAGCUGAGGAUUAUUUUCAGAAAGCUGUUGACACCCGAAGAGAACAUACACCUAAUCAUUUCACAUUGGUUGAGCACCUGCUUCAUUUAGGACAGGCACAGGCUGAGCAAAUAUACGAGGCAGAGGCUCAGCUAGCUGACCAAGAAAACGUGGCACCAAAUGGACAGACUGUGGUUGCUGAAAAUAACAGCAAUAAAUGUGAACAAGCAUUUAAACAUCAUGAUGGUAAUUUGUCCACGAAUGAACAAAACACAAUGCCCAAGGCGACUGGUAGACCACGCCAAGGGGUUCUACGCUGUGAUCAAUAUCGAGAUCUAUAUGAACAAAGUCGGUACAACUUGCAAGAAGCUGCUGAAUUAACUCCUCAGGUUCAUGAGCAAUUCCCAAGAUCUAAAAUGCCGUUCACAGUUUACAAGGAACUGGCAAAGCUUUACAGGGUGGCCGGUGAAGCCAAAGCGUCGACGAAAAAUGAAAUGUUGGCAAAUAUGGAAGUGACGCGUUUGAAACGGCUUGGCGUACAAGUUGAUGAAGAUUUUCCGGUGGAGAAAGCAUAA